This is a messenger RNA of Bufo gargarizans (Asiatic toad), 4171 nucleotides long. It is a transcript of the gene RNFT1, whose product is annotated as ring finger protein, transmembrane 1. NCBI's taxonomy places the organism in Eukaryota, Metazoa, Chordata, Amphibia, Anura, Bufonidae. The record is from RefSeq and is a predicted model, not a curated record. The coding region runs from base 125 to 1366 and encodes 413 amino acids. Gene Ontology annotation, cellular component: endoplasmic reticulum. Gene Ontology annotation, molecular function: ubiquitin protein ligase activity. The transcript has 9 exons. Gene Ontology annotation, biological process: positive regulation of ERAD pathway.
GUACCCGGAACCUGAGUGCCGUAAAGAGCGGCUUACCGCUGACCUACCGUCCUGUAGCGUUUACUUGUCAGAGCCGCUUCUGAGGUCGAGAUGGGCGGCGGUGUUCUCGGCUCUGAGCACCAGCAUGAAGCUACGGCCAAGUUAUGAGCGGAAAUGUAGCAGCGCGGCUUGUAACUUAGAAGAAAAGGGGACUGUCACCAUGCAGGCAAGCUCCGGACAUCAGACAGGAAACGGGGAUGGCGUGCCCUGCCUUUCUCUCCCCGCAAACCGUCCACCUGCAGAUGGUUCCAGCGGCUCUGGGGAUGUAGCAAUAAAUAUCCAUUCAUCAAAUUCUGAAAGUGGCACAAGAUCGGGCCCCAGACAUGCAAGACCCACCAUACGACUGCAGAAUCGACCUGGCCAUACACACUCUCAUAGUAGUGAUGCGGGUGGGCAGGACGAAUCGAAUAACGCAGACACAAGAGAACAUGGCAACAGCAUCUCGGAGGUCCUGCAUGUCUAUCAGUGGUUGGAUAAAAGCUUUCCAUAUAUUUUAAUCUUCAGUGCCAAACUCAUUGUUCAGCACCUAACAGGCAUUACUGUUGGAAUUGGUCUGCUAACAACCUUUCUGUAUGCAAACAAAAGCAUCGUAAAUCAGGUUUUUCUAAGAGAUAAGUGUUCCAAAUUGCAGUCCAUCUGGCUCCUGGUGUUUUUGUCUGGCUGCUCAGUGCUUUUGUAUUACACUUUUUCUUCUCAGGCACUUUAUUACAGUUUGAUUUUUAUGACUCCGACUCUGGGACCUUUGCAGUUCUGGGAUGCUUUGUGGGUUGUGGGUAUAACAGACUUUGUGGUGAAGUUUUUCUUCAUGGGCCUGAAGUGCUUGAUUCUCCUGGUGCCUUCUGUUAUGAUGUCCCAUAAAUGCAAGGGCUUCUGGUACAUGUGUCUGGAAGAAAUGUCACAGUAUUAUUGUACGCUCGUCUCUACACCAGUCUGGUUCCGUUAUCUGAUCGAUUAUGGGGCUCAAACCAGUGGAGCUGAAUGGCAUUUUGGUAUUCUGUUGGCUUUGCUCUACCUCAUCAUAAAACUUUUUGUCGUUUUUGGACAAUGGAAAACAUCUGCUGAUGUAUUACGACUGUUCUUUACUCAGCCUAAUUAUGGUGCGACUGCAACCAAAAGACAGUGCUCAGAAGCUGAGGACAUCUGUGCAAUAUGUCAAGCUGAAUUCACAAAACCUAUUGCUCUUAUAUGCCAGCACAUAUUCUGUGAGGAGUGCAUCUGUCUCUGGUUCAAUCGAGAGAAGACCUGUCCUCUCUGUCGGACUGUGAUUUCCAGCCACAACCAUAAGUGGAAAGAUGGUGCAACAUCUCUACAACUGCGGCUGUUCUAGUCUUAAGUCUCCUGUCUUAUCAUUAAUACAGUGUUGACUGAAUUUCUGUCAUUUCUUGGGUUUAUGUUUUACUUUUUGGUGUAUAGAUUUACUUAAGAGACUUUUGGUGACUUAUUCAAAUGAAGGGCUAGACAUUAAUGGGUUUGCAUUGGGUUUUGAAUCUUUAUUGUAAGUGUUCUGAUAGACUUCUCAUGUCUGUUUCUCCCUAUGCAAAUGUCAUACUUGUAUUUAGAGGUAAUGGUUUCAGCAAACAAGGGUUAUUUCUCUAAUUAAAAAUGAAAAAAUAGUUUCUAAUAAAAUGUGUAUGAAUAUAUAACAUCUCUGUGAAUAAAUGACCACAGAGUAUUAAUCACAUAGGUAAAUGGCUCAUGCCAGUAGACAGAUCGGAUGUCUUGCCCCUGUUGGAUCCCGAGGAUUUUUAUUAGUUGAUAACAAGUGGUGAUGUUGAAAACCGCGAAAAGUUAUUUAGUUUUUUUUUAUAUAAUGAAAAAACUUUAUUUGCUGAAACUGGGGUACCCUUUGAAUGCAACACAAUUGUGUUGCCCAAACUGCUGAUGAGAGAGUGAUCAGUGUGCUCUAAUGUUAAAGGGGUUGUGCAAAGUUUAAAAGUUAGGAUAGGGGAUAACUAACUGAUCGCAGAGGGUUCCAUGUAACUUUAAAACGUGGCACAAUCCUUUUAAAAAAAAAAUAAAUGUAUGUACAGGUUUGGCAAUCUCAUGACUUCACAUUUUCUUGCACUUUUAUACUGAGAUUUUUUCAGCUUAUUUGCAUGUUUUUUUUUUUUUAGACAUCUGCUCCAUCACCGUAUAACAGUAUUGGGACUUUGAAUCCACAAUAGGAAAAGAGUAGAUAUUUUUACACCCCAUUUUAUCCCUUUAAAGGUAAGCUCACACUUCAGUUAUCUGGUCAGUGAUUUCCAUCAGUUUAGGGCUCAUGCACACAAACGUUUUUUUUUUUUUUUUUUUUUUUUUUUUUUUUUUUCCAGUUUGUUUAGUUUUUUUUUUUUACAGGUCCAUAUGUGGAACCAUUCAUUUCAAUGGGUCCGCAAAAAAAUAAUUAAAUAACUGUGUAGGGAUGAGCGAACUUCUUUUUUCAAGUUCAUAAGUCAUGGUCCGUGGCAGUGGAAUCCAUAAUGGAAUUCUUUCAUAACCCAAAUCUUGUUCGCCGAACUUGAAACCGCAAGUUCGCUUAACACUAUCCGUGUGCAUUCCGUUUUCCGUAUGUCCGUUUUGAAAAUAAAUAGAACGUCCUAUUCUUGUCUGUUUUGCGGACAAGGACAGGCAUUGUUACAAUGGAUCCGCAAAAAAAAACGGAUGCAACAGACGUCAUCUAUUUUUUUUUUUUGCGGACUGCAAAAUACAUAGUCGUGUGCAUGGGCCCUUAUUGUGAGCCAAAACCAGUAGUGAAGCCUACUCAGAGAUCAGAUAUAAUGUAAAGAUUCUCUUCUGUUCAGUGUUUUUGACCAGCACCUUGUUUUGGCUCACAAUAACUGACCAAACAACUGAAGUGUGAAAUCGCCCUAAGGGCUCAUGCACACGAACGUAUUCACUUUAAUAGGUCUGCAAGAACCCUAAGGAGAGGAGUCCAUUUCAGAACAUAGGAAGCUAAAAUGGGCUUAUUGACCAAAUCACAUUUCGGAUGUACUUAAAUAAAAAGGUUAGAGGUUGUCUUGUCAUAACAAAUUUUUUAAAUUUUUUAAAUUAAGGGGCAUCUGUCAGCAGAUUUGUACCUACGAAACUGGUCGACCUGUUGCAUGCGGGCUUGGCAACUGAAGACCUCUGUGUUGGUGCCAUGUUCAUAUGUGUCCGCAAUAUGUGCAAUUGGGGGUGUUGCCGUUACACCUUGAGGCUCAGCGCUAUACAACUGCCGCGUCUUCUGCAACAGAACCAGGCAGUGUAAAAGUGAUCACGCCUGUCUGGCCCUGUCGAUCACAAUUGCAGAGAGCUGAUCCUUUAGGUGCAAUGGCAAUGCUCCCUUUGCUUCUAGAGGCUCAUGUACAUAUAUUAAAACUUAAUUUUUCUCAGCAAUACCAGCACAUAUAAACAUGGGACCAACACAGAUGCCUUUAGCACAUGCAACCGGUCAACCAGUUUCAUAGGUGCAAAGUUGUUGCAGUGGAGACAUUGUGUUACAGGCUGCCUAUGUAAUACAUGGGUUAACCAAAAUGAGAGCUUCCCACAUUGUUAAACUCUCUUUAUAAAAAAAAAAGUGUGGGGGGGGCGGGGGUCUUUGGUGAGCACACCCCUUAAGUAUGCUAAAAGAAGCUGGUCAUAUUUCAGACACAAGUACAGUUACACUACUGCUCACAUCUAUUUUUGGUGAGUUGGUAGAAACCAACCUUUAAUUUUGGGUUUUGUGCUCAGUUUGUACCACUCUCCAGUAUAUUUAUGUAAAAACCAAAGCACAGCCAUUGUCAUGUAUCUUUUUACACCUGUAAAUUCUGCACCUUUCACUGUGUCUCGAGUCGCCCACACCAGCAUUCUAGUAAGUUCUACGCAGAACUGCAGGAUUUCUACAUUGGAUGGGAUAAAUCCUUGCUUUACUAGCUGGCAUCCAGCCAAACUGAUUGUGUAUGACUUUUCUGCUGUCUAUGCUAAAUCUUGUUUAUAUGAAGAGAAUGAUUUAUAUGAACCAUUUGGGAACGUAUUUUGUAUUAGCCUUUGUUACCUGUCGUGCGACAGAAGGUAUUAAAAAAAAGGCAACCUAAAAAUGUAUACUGCGACUGGUUUCUUCAUCCAUUGCAUGUAAAGAAAAUCAAUCUGCUUAUUUAUAAGAAACUGCUUAAUAAAUUUGUUAUCCUCUCAA